Messenger RNA from Corvus hawaiiensis (hawaiian crow), 11015 nucleotides. RefSeq names its product CDC42 binding protein kinase alpha (gene CDC42BPA). The transcript is spliced from 41 exons. The record is from RefSeq and is a predicted model, not a curated record. Gene Ontology annotation, biological process: peptidyl-threonine phosphorylation; actomyosin structure organization. Gene Ontology annotation, cellular component: actomyosin; cytoplasm; cytoskeleton. Gene Ontology annotation, molecular function: ATP binding; protein serine/threonine kinase activity; protein binding. The coding region runs from base 730 to 6297 and encodes 1855 amino acids. NCBI's taxonomy places the organism in Eukaryota, Metazoa, Chordata, Aves, Passeriformes, Corvidae.
GGAAGCGGAGAGAGGGAGGGAGCGAGCCGGGGAGGGAGGGCGCCGCCGCUACCCCUCCCCGCCGCCCCGCGCACGCACACACACACACACACACACCCCGCACACGCACCGCCCGAGGAUGCCCUUUGCCCGGGGGGGCGAAGCCGGGACACCAUCGCGCCGCCGGGAGUGAAGCCACCACCGCCGCCGUCGCCGCCGUCGGGGCCUCCCGGCCCGCAGCGUGCGGCCGGAGCGGGGACGCCGGCGCUUUCCCUCCGCCCCAGGACGCGCACCGGGAGGAGGAGGAGGAGGGCGCCGUCUCCGCAGCAGCAGCAGCAGCCGCCGCCGCAGCCAUGGGAAGGAUUUGACAGGGCUCGGAGCGCUUUCGCCGGUGUGUCGGGGCGCGCGUCCCGCCCGCCGCCCCUUGGCGCAGCGGAGGAGAAGGGGGCGACGAUGAAGACUUUAGUUUUUUUGAAUCACUGAAAAGCCUUAAAAGGAGACUCGGAUGACUGUUUUCUUCUCUUAAAAGUCAUGCAUACACAGAUAUCCACACUGUAUGUGUGUGUCUGAAACUCCAAGGGUUUAGUUCCAAACUGGGAACACCGAGGUGGGCUGGCAAUUAAGGACCGCCGCAGUUUGAGACUUGUUAAAAAUACUGUUGACUUCUUUUUAAACGACAAAACCCUGAAAAGUUUUUUUUGUUGUUGUUUUUCUGACAAAGUAAUAAUAAUCAUUAAAAAAGAAACCCCAAUGCAAACUGAAACAACCAUGUCUGGAGAAGUGCGUUUGAAGCAGUUGGAGCAGUUUAUUUUGGAUGGGCCAACGCAGACUAAUGGGCAAUGCUUCAGUGUGGAAACCUUGCUGGAUAUACUCAUCUGCCUUUAUGAUGAAUGUAAUAAUUCCCCUCUGAGAAGAGAGAAGAACAUCCUUGAGUAUCUGGAGUGGGCCAAACCUUUUACAUCUAAAGUGAAACAGAUGCGACUACAUAAAGAAGAUUUUGAGAUUCUGAAGGUGAUUGGUCGAGGAGCCUUUGGGGAGGUUGCAGUAGUAAAACUGAAAAAUGCAGAUAAGGUUUUUGCCAUGAAGAUACUUAAUAAGUGGGAGAUGCUGAAGAGAGCUGAAACAGCCUGUUUUCGAGAAGAGAGAGACGUGUUAGUGAAUGGAGAUAACCAGUGGAUCACAACAUUACAUUAUGCAUUCCAGGAUGAAAACUAUUUAUACCUGGUUAUGGAUUACUAUGUUGGAGGAGACCUGCUUACGUUGCUCAGCAAGUUUGAGGACAGACUCCCUGAAGAUAUGGCUCGUUUUUAUUUGGCUGAAAUGGUGAUAGCCAUCGAUUCAGUUCAUCAGUUGCAUUAUGUUCACAGGGAUAUAAAACCAGACAACAUCUUGAUGGAUAUGAAUGGACAUAUUCGAUUAGCAGAUUUUGGUUCUUGUCUGAAGCUGAUGGAAGAUGGAACGGUCCAAUCCUCAGUGGCAGUUGGAACACCAGACUACAUCUCUCCAGAAAUCUUGCAGGCCAUGGAAGAUGGAAAAGGGAAGUAUGGGCCCGAGUGUGACUGGUGGUCCCUGGGCGUUUGCAUGUAUGAAAUGCUUUAUGGAGAAACGCCCUUUUAUGCUGAGUCCUUGGUGGAGACCUAUGGGAAAAUAAUGAACCACAAAGAGAGGUUUCAGUUUCCUGCUCAAGUGACAGAUGUCUCUGAAAGUGCAAAGGACCUCAUCCGAAGGCUCAUUUGUAGCAGGGAGCAUCGACUUGGACAAAAUGGAAUAGAAGACUUUAAGAACCAUCCAUUUUUUGCUGGGAUUGAUUGGGACAACAUUAGGAACUGUGAGGCACCUUACAUCCCAGAAGUCAGCAGCCCUACUGAUACAUCAAACUUUGAUGUGGAUGAUGAUUGCUUAAAAAACUCUGAAACAAUGCCUCCACCAUCCCACACUGCAUUUUCUGGCCAUCAUUUACCAUUUGUGGGUUUCACAUAUACAAGUAGCUGUGUACUUUCAGACCGCAGCUGUCUAAGACUGACAGCUGGACCACCCUCCAUGGAUCUUGAUGCCAGCAUUCAAAGAACUUUGGAGGAUAGUUUAGCAACAGAAGCUUAUGAGAGGAGAAUAAGACGUCUAGAACAGGAAAAGCUUGAGCUUAGUAGAAAACUGCAAGAGUCCACCCAGACAGUGCAGGCUCUGCAGUAUUCAACAGUGGAUGGCCCAAUAACAGCAAGCAAAGAUUUAGAAAUUAAAAGUUUGAAAGAAGAAAUUGAAAAGUUGAAGAAACAGGUAACAGAAUCUGGUCAGCUAGAACAGCAACUCGAGGAGGCCAGCACUGCAAGGCGGGAAUUGGAUGAUGCUUCCAGACAAAUAAAGGCUUUUGAGAAGCAAGUCAAAACACUGAAGCAAGAGAGAGAAGAUCUUAAUAAGGAACUGGCAGAGUCUAGUGACAGAUUAAAAUCCCAAGCCAAAGAGCUGAAAGAUGCACACAGCCAGCGGAAAUUGGCAAUGCAGGAGUUCUCAGAGAUGAACGAGCGGCUGACAGACUUGCACUCUCAAAAACAAAAGCUUGCCCGCCAGCUCCGAGAUAAGGAGGAAGAAAUGGAAGUGGUGAUGCAAAAAGUAGAAAGUUUAAGGCAAGAGUUACGCAGAACAGAGAGACUUAAAAAAGAACUGGAAGUCCAAGCUGAAGCUGCAGCUGCUGAGGCAUCCAAAGACAGGAAAUUGCGAGAGAGGAGUGAACAGUACUCUAAACAGUUGGAAAGCGAAGUAGAAGGGCUAAAGCAAAAACAGGUUGGCCGCUCACCUGGCGUAAGCAGUAUAGAACACCAGCAAGAGAUAACUAAAUUAAAGGCAGACUUCGAAAAGAAGAGUGUUUUCUAUGAAGAAGAACUAUCUAAACGUGAAAUGAUGCAUGCUAACGAAAUAAAAAGUUUGAAGAAAGAACUGUGGGAUGCAGAGAGGCAGCAGCUUGCCCUCAAGAAGGAGAUCAUGGUUUUGAAAGACAAGUUAGAGAAAACCAGAAGAGAAAACCAAAGUGAAAGAGAGGAAUUUGAAACAGAGUUCAAACAAAAGUAUGAACGAGAAAAGAUUCUGCUGACAGAGGAAAACAAAAAACUUACAAAUGAACUUGAUAAGCUCACCACCAUGUUUGAGAGACUGAGUAUGAAUAAUCGGCAGCUGGAGGAAGAGAUGAGAGACCUGGCUGAUAAGAAGGAGUCUGUGGCCCACUGGGAGGCCCAAAUCACUGAGAUCAUCCAGUGGGUAAGCGAUGAAAAAGAUGCUCGAGGUUAUCUUCAAGCCUUGGCCUCUAAAAUGACAGAAGAGCUGGAAGCCCUGAGGAACUCCAGUUUGGGUGCUAGAGCUACAGACAUGCCCUGGAAGAUGCGACGCUUUGCAAAGCUGGAUAUGUCUGCAAGGCUGGAGCUCCAGUCUGCUCUUGAUGCUGAAAUCCGAGCCAAACAGGCUAUUCAGGAUGAGCUGAACAAAGUCAAAGCCUCCUGUAUCUCUACAGAGUGUAAAUUGCAAGAAUCUGAGAAGAAGAACAUGGAGCUUUUGGCAGACAUCGAAAGGCUGAAAAAGGAGACAGAAGAGCUUAGAUCAGAAAAGGGUGUAAAGCACCAAGACUCACAGAAUUCUUUCUUGGCAUUUUUGAAUGCGCCUACCUCUGCUCUGGAUCAAUUUGAAGAUUCCUUUUCCUCCUCUUCAUCCUCAUUGAUUGAUUUUAUGGAUGACCUCUCUCCUUCCUGUAUUCCAGCUAACAAAGGCAGACGUAUUGAUUCAGUUGAGAAUUUGACAUUGUCUAAUACUCCAUCACGGGAUGAAGAUAGCAAGUCUCACCUCCAUUCAAGAUCCAGGUCUCCUUCUACAGCCAGUGAGAUUGAGCCAAUUGAGGUUGCAGAUCAUCCUCCCCGUUCAGUUCACACACCGACCAUGAGGACAGCUUACACUGGCUCGGGACUCUCGGCACCAAAGCCUAAAGCCCACCAGUUUGUAGUGAAAUCGUUUAACACACCAACGAAAUGCAAUCAGUGUACAUCCCUGAUGGUUGGUCUGAUACGACAGGGCUGUACUUGUGAAGUGUGUGGAUUCUCUUGCCACGUGACCUGUGCAGACAAGGCUCCUGCAGUGUGUCCAAUCCCUCCUGAACAGACUAAGGGACCUUUGGGAAUAGAUCCACAGAAAGGCAUAGGAACAGCUUAUGAAGGGCAUGUCCGAGUCCCAAAGCCAGCUGGAGUAAAGAAAGGUUGGCAGAGAGCACUGGCAGUGAUCUGUGAUUUUAAACUCUUCCUGUAUGAUGUAGCAGAAGGAAAAGCAUCUCAGCCCAGUGUGGUAGUGAGUCAGGUCAUAGACAUGAGGGAUGAAGAAUUCUCAGUGAGUUCUGUCUUGGCCUCAGAUGUCAUCCAUGCAAAUCGAAAAGAUAUCCCCUGUAUCUUUAGGGUUACAGCCUCCCAGCUCUCUGCAUCCAGUAACAAGUGUUCAAUCCUGAUUCUAGCAGACGGUGAGAAUGAGAAAAGCAAGUGGGUGGGCGUGCUGAAUGAGUUGCAUAGGAUCUUGAAGAAGAACAAACUCAAAGACCGCUCAGUCUAUGUUCCCAAAGAAGCUUAUGACAGCACCUUGCCCCUCAUCAAAACAACACAGUCAGCAGCAAUCAUAGACCAUGAAAGAAUAGCUCUGGGGAAUGAAGAAGGGCUGUUUGUUGUGCAUGUCACCAAAGACGAGAUUAUCCGUGUUGGUGACAACAAGAAGGUUCAUCAGAUUGAGCUGAUCCCGAGCGAGCAGCUCAUCGCAGUAAUCUCAGGACGGAACCGUCACGUGCGGCUCUUCCCCGUGGCUGCCCUGGAUGGGAGGGAGACUGAGUUCUAUAAGCUGGCAGAGACCAAAGGCUGCCAGUCAAUAGUUUCUGGACACGUGCGCCACGGAGCUCUCACCUGCCUGUGUGUAGCCAUGAAAAGGCAGGUCCUCUGUUACGAACUAAAUCAGAGUAAGACACGCCACAAAAAGAUCAAGGAGAUCCAGGUGCAGGGCAACGUCCAGUGGAUGUCAAUCUUCAGUGACCGUCUCUGUGUGGGCUACCAGUCAGGUUUCUUAAAAUACGCCCUCCAUGGAGAGGGCAGCCCCUACAGCCUGCUCCAUCCGGACGACCACACGCUCUCGUUUAUCUCACAGCAGCCAACCGAUGCCAUCUGUGCAGUCGAGAUCUCAAAUAAAGAAUACCUGCUGUGUUUUAGCAGCGUCGGGGUUUACGUCGACUGCCAGGGCCGAAGAUCCAGACAACAAGAGUUGAUGUGGCCCGCAACUCCAUCUUCUUGCUGUUACAAUGCACCAUACCUCUCCGUGUACAGUGAAAAUGCAAUUGAUAUCUUCGAUGUGAACUCCAUGGAGUGGAUUCAAACUAUUCCUCUCAAAAAGGUACGACCCUUGAAUACAGAAGGAUCACUAAACCUUUUAGGCCUGGAGACAGUCAGAUUAAUAUAUUUCAAAAACAAAAUGGCAGAGGGAGAUGAGCUGGUGGUGCCUGAGACGUCGGACAACAGCCGGAAGCAGAUGGUUCGGAACAUCAACAACAAGCGGCGCUAUUCCUUCCGCGUGCCCGAGGAGGAGAGGAUGCAGCAGAGGAGGGAGAUGCUACGCGAUCCCGAAAUGAGAAAUAAGUUAAUUUCUAACCCAACUAAUUUUAACCACAUAGCACAUAUGGGUCCAGGAGAUGGCAUACAGAUUCUCAAAGACCUCCCAAUGCAGCGUUCCCCUUAUCAAUUCCCUCAUCAUCACUCCCGUCUGAUCUCCUCUCCGAGCAACUUUGAGCACAUCUACCACAUGACUGUUAAUUCAGCUGAAAAAUUCCUCUCUCACGAUUCCAUAAACCCUGCAUUUUCCCCGCCUCCACGCUCUGUCCUCGGUACUCCAGACUUUAUCACUCUGAGGAACCUUCGGCCCCAGGAGAGCCGGACGGUGUUCAGCGGCUCCGUCAGCAUCCCGUCGAUCACAAAGUCCCGCACGGAGCCAGGACGAUCCAUGAGCGCGAGCAGCGGGUUAGCAGCACGAUCAUCUGCACAGAACGGCAGCGCUUUGCGAAGGGAAUUCUCGGGAGGGAGCUACGGAGCAAAGCGCCAGCCCAUGGCAUCGCCCUCCGACGGGUCCCUGUCCUCGGGGGGCCUGGACCAGGGCAGCGAUGCACCCACAAGGGACUACGAGCGAGAGGACUCUGACUCUCCAAGACACUCGACGGCAUCAAACAGCUCCAACCUCAGCAGCCCUCCUAGCCCGGUUUCUCCUCACAAGACCAAGAGCCUCUCCCUGGAGAGCUCUGACCACGUGAGUUGGGACUCAUGAACUGCUUCAGCAUUCAGAUUUGGCAUCACAUCAGCUUGCUGUCCCCAUGGCUGUCCCCUUCACUUGCUCCAGUUCUCACCUUCAUCCUCCUAACCCUCCCCAUUCCCUGUCUGAAAACGAUCUGGGAGGGGGGUACAGAGGAAGGUAAAAGCUGGUUGUCUUCAGCACCGUUCGGCACUGCCUCACCUCCCCAGAUCUGACAGCAGCAAAUGAGCAAAGCUAGGGUGUUGGUAAAUAUCAGAUGCUGUAGAUUUGUAUUAGUAUUGGUUUCACUUUUGUGGUUACAGCUGCUUCAUUUUUAAAGACAUAUUUAUCCCACUCCCACUUCCCAAAAGGUAGCAUAAGUAGACCAGACCAGUAUCAACAAGAGAAAAUUCAGAGGGAUUUUGUUUUCAUACAAUAGCUCAUUGUACUGUACAAAAGUAGCACAGAGACCCCCUUCCCCUCCUUGGGGAAUGAUCAGUAUGUCAGAGGCACAUAAAAGCUUUCAGCCACCACGUUUGAAUGUCAAUCUGAUUGUCGCCAGCAAAUCCUUAUUGAUUAAAAUGAUGCAUAUUUUACUACAGUACAGAGUUUAAAUAAAUACGCAGAUGUUAGAGUAAAAUACGUAUGUAUAUAUUCAAAGAAAAAAAGCAUUGUGUAUGCAGCAGAAGAUGGAUGCUUAUUUAAGAGAGCCUUUAAUUUAAGAUUUGUGUUGUCCCUGUUUUCAUGCUCGGUGAUUUACAGACUCGGAGGCCUGGCUAAAACCUCCCGCAGGACAGAGAUUCCGUGUGCGCAGCGCUCGCUGCACUGCCGGCACAGCCCCUGCAGUGCUCUCACAACACUUCUCUCCUCCUGGCCGUAGCAGAACUGAAGCUGUAAUUCCUACUUUCCUCACAGUCCCCAUCCUUUUCAAAAAUGACAGCAGUUGGCAGCAAGGCCCUGUCCCAGCAGCCACGGGCACUGGUCAGCCCGGCGGCUGCCCUGGUUCCGUGUGUGCCACCUGUGAGCUGGAGCCUUGCAGCAGCUACAGGAGAGGUCCUUCAGGCAGCAAGGGAGUUCAAUGCAGCUGGAUUCAGCAGGAAAACUGUUUCCCUGGGUCAGCCUUUGAGCAGGUUUAACUCAGAAGGGAGCAGCCUUCCACAUCUCCUUGACCAUCCCUAAGCAGCAAACUCUUAGUGUCAUUACCAAAUACUGGUUGCUAAUACACAUCAGCCAAACGAGUGCCCUUAGCCCAAAGCUGGCCCUGGCUGGCUUUGCUCUCACUGUAGCAAUGAAGAACCUUGAAGACUGACCUCACACUGUUCACACUGUGGUAGUCAAAGAUGCCCAGUGACCCACAACUGCUGCACUGGCAAGGUUGGUUUUCCUCUGCCCCCUACCUGUGCUGUGGGUUUGUGCAAUUUGCAGUUGUUUCUAUGUGUUCACCUGCUGUUUGGUUCCAAAAGCAGGGCAGGUUGGAGGGCAGGAAGCAUUGCAGUGGAAAGCAGAACCCACUGAAGUUGGAAAAAUCAAUACAAAGCUGAGGUGGUCACCCAGUCGAGAGAGUAAAGUGAAAAACUGGUGCACCAAUGUAUGGUAAGAGGAAGAUGUCUCUUCUCUUUAGUUAGCAAGGCAGAUGUGCUUUUCAUUCGGGACGAGCCUCUCUUCCCAGUAGUAUUGUUGCUGACUUCAUACUAUGACCAUACUCAAACACACAAGGGCUUUUUGUAUUUAGAAUGUUGGGGUUUGUGGGUUUCAGAAACUUAUUACGGCUCUCAUAAAACCAUUCUGGUUCUUGCAGUCAGCAGUUGUAGAGUUUCACCCACGCAGAGGUGUUUGGGGUUUUGCAGUUUCUGUCUUCCCUAAUAGAAGUUAUAGGUAAGUUCAAAGCAUGUACAGUAAUUUCCAGGUAUGAUCUAAAUGUGACAUAGGGAACAAGGCAGAGAUCAUCUAAUCCAUUUAAUCAUGCUGGGUCUCCUAGGUAAGAUUUCUCUUUCACUCUGAAUCAAGAGGCUUAUCCAAGUUUAAGCUCAUUCAAUGUUACUUUGGGACAGGAAUUCAAGAAAUUAUUGUAGAAACCAUCAUAUCGAAUGCCUGUCUCUCUCCUUUUUGGGUAUUUCAGAGUAGCAAGCUGGUUGUGUUGUUUGUUUUCACCUCAAACCUACUACUUUGCAAGCCUGGCAUUUGAAAUUAAAAGCUUUAGCAAACAGCAAAGCAUCUGAAAGUAAUUCCUCCCAGAAGAGUUUAUGUAUUUCUGAAGGACAGAUAGGCAGGGUGUUACUGGCAUUACUGAAAUUCCACAUCAGCUUCUUUUUAAAGGCUGCAUAUCGCUUCAAGUAUAGCCACUGCUUUUUCGCCACAAUUCCCUUGUUUUGGUGAAGCAUGUCCACACACUUUUCAAAGCCUUUGCAGACUAGUUUUGUAUUUACUGUAUGUUGUAUUUAAACAAUAAUCUUAUUUUGAUGUUGAGAGAAGGCAUGUAAAGAGCAGUCAUUGAAGACAGAGCAGCCUGCAUGGCAGUCCCCUGAGAGAGGGUCACAGGAUCUUUUCCCAUGGACUUUUUUUUUCCACAGUUGUGCUAAAGCUCUAUCUGAAAAUGGAACCCAAAGAGCCACAACACAGCAAACAAUUAAAUUGAGUAAACCCCUGUGUUUACUCGGUUCCAGUGCCUGCAAUCUCUUGAUACCAACCCCUGGCAUUUUCAGGCAGAGCUGUGUUACAACACUAAGCUCAGAGGAUGAGAGCUCCACAGGCCUACGCUGUUUGUACACUACAAUGUCUGAGCCUCAGCAGUCUCUGCUAGGAUUUAUUUAAGCAUUAGUUUGGUCCUGUGCAUUUUUAUACAUGUCUGUUCAAAAGAGAAACAGCAACUGUUCUCUCAGUUGAAAAGCAAAUGGCCACAUCACUUGUUUGAAAAGAGAAAAAUUCUCCUAGGACUUCAAUAGUUUUAUAUAUUUGGGGACCAUUUGGUUACAGACUCAAUUUGAAACCACACUCAUCUCUCUUUGUUGGUAUGCAUACUGCAGCUGAGCUUUCUAAAGGCUCAUUGGGCUAGGAAAAGUAACUUGGUCAUUUGAACUGUAAGACUCUUGACUGGUAUCUCCAAGGCAAUUGUCUCCUGAGGUUGGAUGUUUGCUCCUUUGCACUGUAGCACUGCUUCAACUUCACAGGUCGAGGGCUGUGUUUUGUUCUGGGAGCUUAAAAUCUCCCACUGAAUUCCUGACUGUGGCACAUGUUCUCUGUACACAGGAUGUGUAUCUAGCUGAUUUUUUUUCCUUUUGGCUGAGACUGAAGGUGUUUGCAUUUUUGACAGUGCUUAAACAGAUGGGUUGUUGAGGUUUUGCCUUUUUUUUUUUUUCCUCUUCUAAUGGCAACAAGGAUCUGAACAGAUUCAGGCAGCUACUAAGGAUUCCAGGUUAUAGGAUGGAAUAGGUUUGGUAAAUAGUUUUCCCCUGCACAUGUGCACACACAAGUAUGUGGCUUCCUCCCACAUUUCAUAAACCCAAAAGCAGCGUUACAGUACUCUCUUCUCUCUUGCCUUUGGCCUGUAGAAGACAGCUGGUGGUUUCAAAAAAACAUUCCUGAGGCUGUGGUGAAGUAGUUGCUUCUUUUCCCCUCCCUUAGUUGCUGUGGCUUGUUAAGAAUGUGCAUUUUGCCCAUUUAAGUGAGUUUCAAAACUGAGUCAGGAAUGUUCUCUCUUUGAUUUGAUUCUGAUGAGUUACAACCCAGGUGUGUUAUUCUCAGGUAUAUGGCAGAGGGAAGUUAAGGGUCUUGCCAUACCAAAAAAGUCCAAAAAGCAUUGUUUAUUUAUAGGAAUGUAGUUCAACUGCACCUAACUGGUUCAUAGUGUGUGUCAGCCUUUCCAAACAGAACAGUUGGAUUAUUAAUGCAGAAGCAGAUUCUGGCCCCGUGUUGUAUUGCAUGGCCAGACCCUGAAUGAUAGGACAGACAUGCUCUUGGGUGGAAAAAGGGUUUCUUUUCCAUUUUGUGAAUGCUGUUUAAUUUUACAUGAAUGCAUUAAGGGUAAAACUUACUGCAGUGCAAGUACCCACAGCUCCUGAGCCUUAGUCUGAGAAUCGAAGUGGCACGUAGCAAUUCCUGCUGUGGGUUCUUUUGUUAAUAUGAGCCCGUUCCAUGGAGGAAGUGGGACAACUUUUCUGCACUAACACAAAAUGCACCCUUCUGUGCACUUUGUGCUCACACUUUAUACAGAUAAACACCCCCAGAAGCCGCUCUGCUGCAGGCUUUCCAGUCUGAAUUCCAACUCCUCUCAUUCCAGCCACAGCUCAGUACAACCUAGUUUCAUUCUCCAUUUAAGAAAGUCACAUCUACAGGGAAGAAAUCCACAAACAAACCAGUGUUGCUAUACCUGCCUUUUUAUGUAUGACGGUUUCAUAUCAUUUAUUUUUAAAAUAUGUUUUUUAGGUUUUUCAUUGUAAUAUUAUUGUACAGUUUUGCAUGGCAUAGAUGUAAUCACUUUUUUGUUUUAGAGUAUAAAAGCUGACAAGUGUGCGUGUGGGGGAAAGAUUCUGCUUUUUGCCUCUUCUCACUCUUUUGUUUAAUGCCCUCAAUGUUGUAGGGGACAUUGUAAGAGAUUCUCUGCUACAGAACAAUGAUGUAGAUUCUUUUGCACAGAAAUAUUUAAGGUGGAACAGUCAACAAUGUAAAAAUGACUUACCACCAAUAUUUUAUGUUGGUAACACACUUAAUAUUAACCUCCUUUGAUGUACUGCAAUAAAACAGGGAACUGUUAGAAA